Messenger RNA from Lottia gigantea (owl limpet), 947 nucleotides. RefSeq lists its product as hypothetical. Gene Ontology annotation, molecular function: peptidase inhibitor activity. The transcript is spliced from 5 exons. The coding region runs from base 142 to 540 and encodes 132 amino acids. NCBI's taxonomy places the organism in Eukaryota, Metazoa, Mollusca, Gastropoda, Lottiidae. The record is from RefSeq and is a predicted model, not a curated record. Gene Ontology annotation, cellular component: extracellular region.
CAAGGAAGUUAGUAAUUGACCUAUUUUAUACCUAUAGAUUAAAAAGAAAUAUGUAAAUGAAAGAUAUUUCUUAUAGCGUCAGUUCUGGUGCUAACCAAUGCCUGUGAAGAUGCAUGCACAAAUUUUGAGUGUUCUGAAACAAUGACUUGCAGAAUUAUGUUAAAACAAGAGAAAUGUAUCGAACCACCCUGUCCAGAAGGAAUUGUUUAUCCAGUUUGUGUCAAAGUUAAAGAUAAAGAUGCAGAAAACAAUCCUUGUGAAUAUGGUUCCCCAUUCCUAGAUGAGAAGAGAAAACCCAUCAAUUGUUCGCAAGUAGAUAAAACAUGUCCUCACGGUUCUGUUUGCGAACAAGAUCCUGAAAUUGGCUGGUCACUCUGUUGCUCUAGAUGCUACAACCCAGGAUCCUGUGUUGAAGUAGAGGAGAAACCAGACCGUCCAGAGCUCUGUAAAGAAGAUUGUGUAUUAGAUGGUGAUUGCGGAGCAAUCAAAAAAUGUUGCUUCAAUGGCUGUGGUCAAGUCUGCACAGAUCCAAUAUUGUAGAACAGAAAAAUAAAAAGAAAACUUGAUUCUUUUCCAUAAUGUUUAUUUUUUUCUUAGAUCUUUUCAGAAAGAUGUGUAUCCACAUCAAUUGUCCUCUUCCAUUCAAAUAAUACCACAAAAUAUUGUCAUUUCUUAAUUGUAACUCAACUAUUUACUGUGUCUUAUAUCCAUACAUAUGAAUUCAUAAUUCUCAAAUCCUUUACAGUGGCAUUAUCAUUUAUUGGUCCUCAAAAAAGUGAAAGACCUGCUACAGAUUUUAUCCAUUUAAGUUGGACAAACUCAAUACAGAAUCUUCACCUUCCGUCUGUAACCAAAUGAUACAAAGAGUCAAGAGUCUAGGCAUCUUGAGCUAUGAGAUUUCUGGCUGAUUGGAAUGCUGCUAUCAUUGAAGACAUUUGUAUCUUUUC